Molecule: messenger RNA, 2729 nt
Organism: Durio zibethinus
Lineage: Eukaryota; Viridiplantae; Streptophyta; Magnoliopsida; Malvales; Malvaceae
Product: glucan endo-1,3-beta-glucosidase 7-like
Biological process (GO): carbohydrate metabolic process
Molecular function (GO): hydrolase activity, hydrolyzing O-glycosyl compounds
Source: RefSeq, a predicted model, not a curated record
UAAUUUCCUCUUCUCUGUUGAAUUGAUUAUUUACCCUCUUUUUCAAAUUUCAUAGUUUCGCCUGCGUCCACCUCCCUCCGGGUUCCGUCCCUGAACGCCAUCCAAUAAUUAUUGCAUAAAUAAUGGGGAAACAAUUUGAUUCAGAAUAUUAAUUAAAAGAAUUGUUUUCGGAUUAACAUAUUUCCGACGAUGACCACAUAUCAGCCGCAAAUACGAUCCAGACGACUCUGAUUUGGACCAGGUAGUUCGGUUCAGGACCACGAGUACACCAAACGGAUCUACCAUGCUGACAGAAAGCAGACAACCCCAUACAAAUAAGUAUCCAAAUUCGGGCACAACGGUCACACUAAGGGCAUUUGCGUCCAAUCAUAAAGUGAAAGUUCUCCCGAUCAAAGCAACUUUCGGUUGCUGUCACAGUGACACGAAUCAUAACUCGGCUCAAAUUGCACUUGGCCCCUUAAACACGUGAAACUUGUUUCCAAAAUUUUUGCCCACCGAAAAUUUUCAUUUACGGUUCUAACCCUUUGUACCUUCGCUUUGCCUUUGUUUAUUUAUCGCUCCAACACAUUCACGGAUGGUCAAACUUUGGAACGUGGAAAACACAGAACUAUCUCUUCAGUUAUGGCCGCGAUUCGUUUUACUGUAACUUUCCUUCUUCUGACUCUGUUACUGGGAGUAAAUAAAGCAAAAUCACAAUCAUUUAUUGGUGUAAAUUAUGGCCAAGUUGCCGACAACCUACCUUCACCAGCAGCCACUGCAAAGCUUCUCCAAUCCACUUCAAUCCAAAAGGUCAGGCUAUACGGGUCUGACACAGCAAUCAUCAAAGCGCUAGCCAACACUGGUAUUGGCGUCGUCAUUGGCACGUCCAACAGUGACAUCCUCGCCUUAGCCUCAGACCCAAGUUUUGCCAAAAACUGGGUGAGCACCAACGUAGUUGCAUAUUAUCCGUCCAGCAAAAUCAUCCUUGUAACCGUUGGUAACGAGGUUAUCAUGUCGGGAGAUAAAAAUUUGAUAACUCAAUUGUUGCCAGCCAUGCAAAAUGUCAAGAAUGCCCUCGAUGCGGCCUCGUUGGGGGAUACAGUGAAGGUCUCGACGGUGCAUUCAAUGGCUUUAUUGAAACAGUCUGAGCCGCCAUCUUCUGGGAGCUUCGACCCGAGUUUUGGAGACGUGUUGAAGGGGCUCUUGGCGUUUAACACUGCUACUGGUUCUCCUUUUGCGAUUAAUCCGUAUCCUUAUUUCGCUUACAGGAGCGAUCCAAGGCCUGAAACGCUGGCGUUCUGCUUGUUUCAACCGAAUUCUGGGCGUUUUGAUGCCAACACGAAAAUCAUGUACAUGAACAUGUUCGAUGCUCAGGUGGAUGCUGUUCGUUCUGCAUUGAAUGCCAUGGGGUUUGAGAAUGUUGAGAUUGUGGUUGCUGAGACAGGUUGGCCGUACAAAGGAGACAGUGACGAAGUAGGACCAAGCGUUGAGAACGCUAAGGCUUACAAUGGAAACUUGAUUGCACACCUUCGAUCAAUGGUGGGAACUCCACUGAUGCCAGGGAAAUCGGUUGACACAUAUCUCUUUGCUUUGUACGAUGAGGACUUGAAACCAGGACCAACUUCCGAAAGAUCCUUCGGGCUUUUCAAGUCUGAUCUUACCGUGACUUAUGACAUUGGUCUCUCAAAGAGCAGUCAGACUCCGGUGACUCCGACAAUGCCAAAGACACCAGUGACACCAUCGUCACAGCCAAAGAAAGCAGAUUGGUGUGUACCAAAGCCUGGUCCUUCGGAUGCCCAAUUGCAGGCAAGUUUGGAUUACGCUUGUGGACAAGGCAUAGACUGUAGUCCAAUUCAACCUGGAGGGGCUUGUUUUGAACCAAAUACAUUAGCAGCACAUGCUGCAUAUGCCAUGAAUCUCUUCUAUCAAACUGCUGGUCGGAAUCCAUGGAACUGUGAUUUCUCACAAACAGCCAUGCUUUCUUCCAACAACCCAAGCUAUAAUGGCUGCACUUACCCUGGUGGAAGUACCUGAAAAAGGGCAUGAUCGGACAGAUGAACAAAAGGGCAAUGGGCAACUUUUGCUGUUCUUAUUCUCAUUUAGUAGUGGGUUAGGCAUCAUCAUCUUUCACUAAUGGUAGUGGGAGAUUGGCACAAGUUCUUCGUUUUGCACCUUCCCUGUACUUGAAAAAUUAUGCUGCAGUGAUAUUGUGAUGCGUGUGAAAAUUUGUUUAUGUCAAGGCAAAAAAAGAAGAAAAAAAAAGAUAAAAGAAAUGUUUGCCUAUUUAUUUAGAAAUUAGGAGGCCAUGUCUCGUUGUAUGUGUGUAUUUAGGGACAACUCUUAAAGAUUUGAUGAAAAAUGUAAGUGCUUGAAAUUUUAGUGCAGAAGGAAUGUGAUUUAGAGGUGUGAGCUAACAAAGUUACAUGGCAGGCCUUUGACUGGAUAAUGUUGCUUGUUAUGCUUCAAGCCUUCGACUACGUUGUUCAAUGAAACAAAAAUAUUAUAACAACCAAGCAAGCUGAGUCAAACCCACGUGUUUGGUUCAAUUUAUUUUUCAGCUAACAUAUUUCCUAAUUAUCCUAACAACCUUGAUUCGAUAGUUCGUUAUUCUCGCUUGAGGGAGGAGAGAGAGAAACAGAGGCAGAGGCAGAAAAGGAAGGAAAGGGCCAAAAAGGAAGAGAAUGGGAACGAGGGAGAGGGAUAGAGAUCGGGAGCUGCUUAUCCCAGUCGCAACAAUCUCUGAAAAUGGA